AGGCUUGCCUUGCUGUUUCUUUACGCUCUCGUUCGUAUUCGCUAAACUUGUAAACUUUCAUUAGCCAUGUCUGUCCAAACAUCAGAACAGAUUCUGCACGACCGAGUGAACUUGGCUCGGUUGGUUAGACGAUUAGAGAAAACUGUCGCGACCGAGAACUGGAACACUGACGUGGAUGCAACAAGUAACGCGACAUGGAUCAAAGCCCGGGGCACACUUCAAAAAGUGAAGUUUGCUCGAAAGCUGUUGAGACGAGCAGAGCUGUACGACACGCUUCCUUCAUCGCCGCAUGUUAGGUAUGGGGUUAUCAAGGACUCUCUUGACCGUCUGGAAGCCCGUGUAGGAGGCAUCAGUAUACGUGUCACUUAUAAACCUCUAAGACCGGAACCGAUUCUCCCCAAGAUACCUGUACCGGUGGAAAGACCCUCAGUACCCCCUCCUUCCGCUGCUCGCUCAAAGAAGGAUAUCGAACUCCCCCUCAUUCCUACCGACGCAGAUGCAUCCGUAUCAAUUUCGGCGGAGGAUUUACUUCUUUCACCCUCAGACACGGCUCCUCUGUCACUGGAUGACGACUCAUUAUUAUUCCCACCUUCUCCUGCACGGCCACCCAUUUCCCCAGCUGUGUCAAGCUCAACUCAAGGCGCCUCUGCUGGAGCAGCGGCUCCAGCUUUUUUGCAGAAUUCUACAGCUCUUCAGGAAGAGCUCUCUGCUCAACUCGCACACAUGGCUACUCAAUUAAAGAACAACACGCUGCAUUUCGCCUCUUCGCUUGAGAAGGACAAGUCUGUCUUGACCGAGGCCCAGGAGAAGCUAGAACGCAAUUAUGAUGUGAUGACGAAGGAAAGAGUGAGACUGAGGGACCAUCACUCGAAGAGUUGGGGUACUACAUGGAUUACGAUUCUGAGUAUCAUCGUCGCAAUUGUCGGCUUCAUGCUCACUUUCUUUGUCAUUCGAUUGACACGAUGAUUGGUCUCCUCCGAUAUUCUAGGUAUCUCGCUAUGCCAUGCGUUGUUGAUGCUUUGCGACGUUUUCCUUGUGGAAAGAGCGACUAUUUUGCUGCGGUCCAAUUCGUCGCUAUGUACACCAUUCACACUGAUAUACGUUAGGGAGCCACCCUCAUCAAUGAACUGACAACGUACCGUCCUUCUUAAAAUUGAAUAUUGCGCAAAGGUCUGCUAGGAAACGUUCAUCUAGACCUCUUUCGUCCCUGCUUCCAAUGUCCCUGGGUUAUUAUGAGUAGAAGCACGGAAAACCCGAACCGAAUUUGAUUCUCG
Somion occarium is the source of this 1274-nucleotide messenger RNA. The record is from the annotation of a GenBank genome assembly. NCBI's taxonomy places the organism in Eukaryota, Fungi, Basidiomycota, Agaricomycetes, Polyporales, Cerrenaceae.